AUGUCGUUCGUGCAGACCCUUCUCACAGCUGUGCAGCCUGAGGUGGUGCAGUGGCGCCGCCACAUCCACGAGUAUCCAUAUGUUGCGUAUGAGGAGCAGCCCACCGCCGACUACGUGGCGGACGUCCUCAGCAGCAUGCCCGCACCGCUGGACAUUCGCCGGCUGACGCCGAACAGCGUCGUGGCGGACCUGCGGGGUGGCGCUGGCGAGGGCCCCAUGUACGCCCUGCGCGCCGACAUGGAUGCACUGCCGCUGCAGGAGGAGAGUGGUGAGCCCUUCAGCUCGAAGCGGCCAGGCGUGAUGCACGCGUGUGGCCACGAUGCCCACACGGCGAUGCUGCUUGGGGCGGUGAAGGUGCUGUGUCAGAUGCGCGACCGCAUCCGUGGCACUGUUCGCUUUGUUUUCCAGCACGCCGAAGAGGUGAUCCCGAGUGGUGCGAAGCAGCUGGUGGGCCUUGGUGUGUUGGAUGGCGUGUCCAUGAUCUUUGGGCUACACGUCGACGUCAUGCGUCCCUCUGGGUCAAUCUGGUGCCGUGUAGGAACGAUCAUGGGUGCGUGCAACGACUUUGACAUUGUGAUCCGCGGUGCUGGCGGCCAUGCCUCGCAGCCGGAGCUGUGUGUCGACCCCAUUCUCAUUGCCUCCGAGGUCGUGGCAAACCUCCAGUCCGUUGUAUCACGCCGCGUGAGCGCGCUGAGGGCUCCUGUACUGAGCAUUACCACCUUCGAGGGCGGGAGAGGAAGCUACAACGUGAUCCCGGACACCGUGCGCAUGCGCGGCACACUGCGGUGCCUCGACCGCGACACUCAGGCUCGGGUGCCCUCUCUGAUGGAGGAGAUCAUCGCCGGCAUCACAAAGGCGCACGGUGCCCAGUACGAGCUGAGCUGGCUGGAGCCCAACAUCGUGACGUACAACGACUCGAAGGCGUACGAGGUAGCCAAGGCGGCGGCGGUCCGUCUUGUCGGUGAGGGCAACUAUCAUGAGCUCUCCACUCCUCUUCUGGGAGUCGCUGAUUUUUCGGAAUAUCAAGCGGUGGUGCCCGGCUGUCUGUGCUGGCUGGGCGUGGGAAACAGCGCUUUGGGAGACGCCAACAACCACAACUACAGCUCAAAGUUCCGUAUGAACGAGGCAGGGAUGGAGCUUGGUGUAAAGCACCAUGUGCUCAUAAUAGCAUCGCUCAUGAUGCAGACAGAAGGCUCGAAGGAGUAA
Molecule: messenger RNA, 1206 nt
Organism: Leishmania mexicana MHOM/GT/2001/U1103
Lineage: Eukaryota; Euglenozoa; Kinetoplastea; Trypanosomatida; Trypanosomatidae
Product: putative N-acyl-L-amino acid amidohydrolase
Exons: 1
Coding region: 1-1206 (401 amino acids)
Molecular function (GO): hydrolase activity
Source: RefSeq, a predicted model, not a curated record